Messenger RNA from Eptesicus fuscus (big brown bat), 3870 nucleotides. It is a transcript of the gene FHOD1, whose product is annotated as formin homology 2 domain containing 1. NCBI's taxonomy places the organism in Eukaryota, Metazoa, Chordata, Mammalia, Chiroptera, Vespertilionidae. Gene Ontology annotation, biological process: cortical actin cytoskeleton organization; actin filament network formation. Gene Ontology annotation, cellular component: cytoskeleton; cytoplasm. Gene Ontology annotation, molecular function: actin filament binding. The coding region runs from base 70 to 3639 and encodes 1189 amino acids. The transcript has 24 exons. The record is from RefSeq and is a predicted model, not a curated record.
UCUAGUUUAGUUGUCGCGGCGGGACCAGGACCUGGUCCGAGACGCGCGGUGCGAGCCAGUGGCAGAGCCAUGGCUGGCGGGGAAGACCGCGGGGACGGGGAGCCGGUAUCAGUGGUGACCGUGCGGGUGCAGUACCUGGAGGACACCGAUCCCUUUGCAUGUGCCAACUUCCCGGAGCCGCGCCGGGCCCCCACCUGCAGCCUGGACGGGGCGCUGCCCCUGGGCGCACAGAUACCCGCGCUGCACCGCUUGCUGGGGGCGCCGCUCAAGCUAGAGGACUGUGCCCUGCAAGUGUCUCCCUCUGGAUACUACCUGGACCCUGAGCUGUGCCUGGAAGAGCAGCGGGAAAUGCUGGAGGGCUUCUAUGAAGAGAUCAGCAAAGGGCGGAAGCCUACAUUGAUCCUGCGGACCCAGCUCUCCGUGAGGGUCAAUGCCAUCUUAGAAAAAUUGUAUGGCUCCAGUGGCCCUGAGCUCCGCCGCUCUCUCUUCUCACUAAAGCAGAUCUUCCAGGAGGACAAGGACCUGGUGCCUGAAUUUGUGCACUCAGAGGGGCUGAGUUGCCUGAUCCGUGUGGGUGCUGCUGCUGACCACAACUACCAGAGCUACAUCCUCCGAGCCCUGGGCCAGGUGAUGCUUUUUGUGGAUGGGAUGCUGGGAGUGGUGGCCCACACUGAGACCGUGCAGUGGCUGUACAUGUUGUGUGCCAGCCUGUCCCGCCUGGUGGUGAAGACAGCUCUGAAGCUGCUGCUGGUGUUUGUGGAAUACUCUGAGAGCAAUGCACCGCUGUUCAUCUUCGCAGUCAACUCUGUGGCCAGCACCACCGGUGCUCUGCCAUGGGCCAACCUGGUGUCCAUCCUAGAGGAGAAGAAUGGUGCAGACCCUGAGCUGUUGGUGUACACAGUCACCCUCAUCAACAAGACGCUGGCAGCGCUCCCAGAUCAGGACUCCUUCUACGACGUGACGGAUGCACUGGAGCAGCAGGGCAUGGAGGCGCUGGUCCAGCGGCACUUGGGCGCUGCGGGCACUGACAUCGACUUACGUGCACAGCUUGUGCUCUAUGAGAGUGCCCUGCGGAUGGAGGAUGGAGACAUCGAGGAAGCUGCCGCAGGUGGGCGGCGGGAGCGUAGAAAGCCCUCUUCAGAGGAAGGCAAGAGGAGCCGCCGAUCUCUGGAAGGCGGGGGCUGCCAUGUGCGCACCCCGGAGCCUGGCCCCACAGGCCCCGCCUCCUCCUUUUCUUCCUCCUCCUCCUCCGGCCCCGACCCACUCACAAGCCCAGUGCCCAGCCCCACGGGCCCUGCCUCUGGCCUCUGUACCUCUGUGAACCUCUUUCCUGCCCUCUCCGUGGCAUCCUCAGCCGACAGCUCCUGUGAGAGGAGCAUCUACAAACUUCACCAAACUGCUCCUAUUUGGGCCCCUGAGAGCCCACCUGUCCCCCAGCCCUCUACUGGGCAGGCCAGGCUGGAAGCCCGGUUCCUGGAGAAUGUGGCGGCAGCAGAAACAGAGAAGCAGGUGGCGCUGGCCCAGGGCCGGGCAGAGACAUUGGCUGGGGCAGUGCCCGAUGAGGCUGAUGGACACCCAGAUGCCCGGGAACUGUGGAGUACCCCUGAACCGGUCCUGGUUUCUGCACCCAGAACACCCCAGAGCCCUGCCCCCCGAGUCCUGCUCAGGUCUCAGAGGAGCCUUGAGCCAGAGCCCAAGGAGCCACUGGCCCCACCAAGCCCCAAGGCUGAGCCCACCCAGGAGUUCCCUAUCCAUGUACCCAAGCUCUGCAUUGGGGACCUGGACUUCUCAGAUCUGAGGGAGGACGAAGACCAGGACAUACUGAACAUAGAGACUGUGGAGGCUGGGAAAGGGGUCCCACCCCCACCACCCCCAUUGCCCUUGCUCUCUGAAGGCCCCCCACCUCCACCACCCCCACCCCCACCACCCAUCAAAGGCCCCUUCCCACCACCUCCACCGCCAGUUGCCCCUCUUCCCCCAUCAGCACCUGACGGCCUAGCCCUCCCCACCAAGAGGAAGACAGUCAAACUCUUCUGGCGGGAGCUAAAGCUGGCUGGGGGCCAUGGAAGCUCUGGGGGCCGCUUUGGGCCCUGCUCCACCCUGUGGGCCUCCCUGGAGCCUGUCUCUGUGGACACAGCCCGGCUGGAACACCUGUUUGAGUCCCGUGCCAAGGACGUAUUACCUUCCAAGAAAGCUGGUGAGGGCCGCCGGACAAUGACCGUAGUGCUGGACCCCAAGCGCAGCAACGCUAUCAACAUUGGUCUAACCACACUGCCACCUGUGCAUGUCAUUAAGGCUGCCCUGGUCAACUUCGAUGAGUUUGCUGUCAGCAAGGAUGGCAUUGAGAAACUACUGACCAUGAUGCCCACGGACGAAGAGCGGCAGAAGAUCGAGGAGGCCCAGCUGGCCAAUCCUGACAUACCUUUGGGCCCAGCUGAGACUUUCCUGAUGACUCUUGCCUCCAUCGGGGGCCUGGCUGCCCGCCUACAACUCUGGGCCUUCAAGCUGGACUAUGACAGCAUGGAACGGGAAAUUGCAGAGCCACUGUUUGACCUGAAGGUGGGCAUGGAACAGCUGGUGCAUAAUGCCACCUUCCGCUGCAUCCUGGCCACCCUUCUGGCUGUGGGCAAUUUCCUCAAUGGCUCCCAGAGCAGUGGCUUUGAGCUGAGCUACCUGGAGAAAGUGUCAGAAGUGAAGGACACAGUGCGUAGGCAGUCGCUGCUGCACCAUCUCUGCUCCUUGGUGCUCCAGAUGCGGCCUGAUUCCUCCGACCUCUACUCGGAAAUCCCCGCCCUGACCCGCUGUGCCAAGGUGGACUUUGAACAGCUGGCUGAGAACCUGGGGCAGCUGGAGCAUCGGAGCCAUGCAGCCGAGGAGAGUCUGCGGAGCUUGGCCAAGCAUGAGCUGGCCCCCGCCCUGCGUACCCGCCUCACCCAGUUCCUGGCCCACUGUUCCCGACGCGUUAAUAUGCUGCGAGUAGUGCACCGCCGUGUCUGCAACAGGUUCCACGCCUUCCUGUUGUACCUGGGGUACACCGCACAGGCAGCCCGUGAAGUACGCAUCAUGCAGUUCUGCCACACGUUGCGGGAGUUUUCGCUGGAGUACCGGACCUGCCGAGAUCGGGUGCUCCAACAGCAGCAGAAGCGGGCCACGUACCGUGAGCGCAACAAGACCCGGGGACGCAUGAUCACUGAGACAGAGAAGUUCUCAGGAGUGGCUGGGGAAGCCCCCAGCAACCUAUCUGUCCCAGUGGCUGUGGGUAGUGGGCCAGGCCAGGGUGAUGCAGACAGUCACGCCAGCAUGAAGAGUCUGCUGACCAGUAAGCCUGAAGAUAAAACACACAGCCGCCGCAGCAGAGGCCUGGUCCAGAGCAGCUCCCCAGUGCCCACAGCAGUGGGGGCCUCCAAUGCACCCCCAGAAGAAUCCCCAGGCUCCGGUUCACCCAGUGACACUUCAGAUGAGAUCAUGGACCUGCUGGUGCAGUCAGUGACCAAGAGCAGUCCUCGUGCCUUAGCUGCUCGGGAACGCAAGCGUUCCCGUGGCAACCGCAAAUCUUUGAGACGGACAUUGAAGAGCGGACUUGGAGAAGACCUGGUGCAGGCACUGGGACUGAGCAAGGGACCUGGCCUGGAGGUGUGAAGCCGCUGCCUUCAGGAUACCUACCUGGGCCACAGUUUGCAUGCAAAAGACUAUAUAAAGUGAGGAGGGGCCAGAGCAGAAUUCUGGGCAUCUUCUCAACCCUGACGUCACUCUGUACCCAGUGGCCAGUGCCUUGAGCAGUAUUAUCAGUGUUUGUGUGUUUGUGUGUGUGUGUGUGUGUGUGUGUGUGUGUAAGCUCCCAGAACACGUGGAGCAUAAUAAAGUUUUCUU